AUGCAUUUAAAUCAAGGAAGGCGAUUUAGUUUCGACGAUAUACUGGCGCAAAAAGAAAUCUUGCAGCCUGUUCCUGAGCUCCGUAAAAAGGAAGAACUGUCCCAAACACCGACGCAUUAUGUAGCUCCUGCUCCUUGCCUUUCUGUCACAAGAAUUUCUGAAAGCUCUUCAGUAAAUAUCAGAAGGCCUUCAAAAAUUAGAGAAAUACCCGCGGCGGGAGUUUCGCUCGACAUCGUCUCUAAAGGAAGCCGGAUGAAGGCUUUACCUUCUGCAGAUGCUAAGACUGCAGAAAAGACCUCACGUGAGCCGGAAAAAGACCUUCCGAGUCCGACUUUCCCGAAACCUCAACAGCGAUAUUCCCCCCUCCCUUCUCCUCAUCGAGAAGCUCGCAAACGAAAAGUCCGACCUUUUCUGUGUAAAUCUUGCAAUGUUUCUCACUGGUGCAUUAAGAAGACCCAGGCGAGCGUUGCUAAUGACAUGGUCCUCGACAAAAGGACCAUGUCCGUAGACAAACCAAACUCCAGAAAGAGAUUUUCCGUGAACACUGGAAACAAUCGUCAGAAUUUCGAUCCCGACAACUACAGGCCAAUAAAAAUCGACUCCGAUGGAGAAGAAACGCGAGAACAAAGCAACAACAGCGCCAGUCCCGUAAAAGUUCUUUUCCCAAACGAACGAGAUCGCGAUCACAGAACUGGACGGGACUUUUGGACAAACCAUGAAGAAACUCACACCUUCCCGAAAUGCGACAAGAAUCUCGAAGUUCCGAGAGUUACCGGAAAUGAAGGAACCUUAUCAAGGCCUGCAAGUCUGCUACGCACGGCUCACCCCUUCAAUGGUAGCAGUUUUCUUGCAAAAAUACUAACUGAUUUAAUUACCCAGGUCUGCUUAGUGUCUGAGAUCCGGAACCGCCCCCAAAUGAAGGAAUUAGCUUAUUUGCAAAAUAGGGAAUGUUUUGAAAGCUACUCCCGACGGUCGAAGUCAGACGCUGAAUACUUGCCCCUGAGCGCCCGCGAAUUCAACCGGAUGUGCAAGUGCCGCUACGACUUCCCCUCGGAUGACGCCCCUCGGUCGCGGAUACCCUCGCCCAUCGAAGUCAUUUGCAUCGGGGUUCCUUUCGCCAAAUUUCCAACCUCACUACCACAGCCUCACUACCACAGCCUCACUACCACAGCCUCACCACCACAGCCUCACCACCACAGCCUCACUUCAUAUACAAGUCCUAUGAUUGAGAUGGGGCAUCAUCUGUUCACGCUGGACCUGAGCUAUAAUGCCCUGGUCGACAUACCCAAAGAUGCCCUGCGACAUCUGGCGGCGCUUGAGUGGCUUAACUUGCAGGGGAACCAGAUCGCGGAAGUGACGCGCGAUGACUGGAACGGGCUGCGGGACACGUUGAUGUCCCUCUUUCUGGCCGAGAAUAAUAUCGACUACGUACCUCCUCAUUCACUAACCGACUUCCGAAAACUGCUAUGGCUUAAUCUGGAUGAUAACAACAUGAAUCGGCUAGAAAGGGACUCACUUUCACGAAGUAUCAACACCCUGAGUCUCAACCAUAACCUGAUUACCUCAUUCCCAUCUGAUAUCGUCAGCGAGUUCAAAGACCUAACUUGGUUGUACCUCCGAGGUAACCUAAUUGACAGACUGCCUGAUCGCGGCUUUGUCUUCCCCAAAACUAUCGAUAAAUUAGACCUCGGUGAAAACUUCAUUUCUUUCAUACCUGAUCACUUGUUCAACAGUACUCUAAGUGUGCGGGACCUGCAUUUUGAUUUCAAUUUGCUCACUGAAAUUCAACCAAAUGCUUUUCAAGGACUCAACCCUUCUCGGUUGUACCUAUCAGCGAACGCAAUCUAUAACAUCACUGAUCGAGCUUUCUUAGGUGGACCCGAAGAAACCCUAGUCAUGCUGGAUUUGGAGAAGAAUAAUCUCGGUGGCGUUCCGAAGGCUCUGUCUUUCUUGAAAAGCUUGAGGUAUCUUUACCUACCUGGAAAUCAAAUCACUGAAAUCCAACGGGACGCUUUUAAAGGCUCAUGUCACAAACUGGAAGCAUUGAGCCUCUCAGGCAAUUUUCUCAACAGCAUACCAAGAGUUGCGCUGGAAAACUGCAGCAUGAUUAACCACCUGAAUUUGGGCCACAAUCGAAUUGAACAAAUUGAUCCUGAAGAUUUUUCAACGUGGGGCGACAACUUGGAAACUUUGGUCCUCCGGAACAAUCGUCUUUCCAGCAUUCCAGCCAAUGCUUUCCGGCACACGCCAAGAAUGCGAGAGCUGAGUCUAUCUUUCAACAGGAUCGUAGACGUCAAUCAAGAUUCUUUCAUAGAUAUUCUGGCGUCUUUGGAAAUACUUGAAAUCAGCUUCGGCUUCUACCGGGAUGAUUUUCCCGUUACAGUUUUCAAACCGUUGACAUCUCUACAAUGGAUUGCACUUGAUAAUAAUAACUUCCGUACCAUAGCAGAAACUGCUUUAUAUUCUUUCGGAGAGCUGAGCUAUUUCAAUAUGGAUUCUAAUCGACUCACUAGAAUACCCAAAACUUUAUUUCAUCAGAACGUUCACAAGAAAUUAGUCGAUAUCAGAAUGGCCAACAACUUCAUCGAAGAAUUGGGUACACACACUUUUCAUAAUUUAGAGGCAUUGCGCACUAUAGUGCUGACAGGAAAUAAAAUAAGGAAAGUUAAAUUUGAGGCCUUCAAGAACUUGCCCACGGUCAACACUAUCGCCAUUUCCAGCAACCAAAUCAGCGAAAUUGAAUUUCAAGCCUUCAGCGGUCUCACAAGCCUCGUGGAACUGGAACUACAACAAAAUCGCUUAACGACUUUCUCACUCAAUAAUUUCGCUAAUUUUUCGACGAAUCAAUCGCCUCUCUCUUUAAACUUGUCCCACAACGUACUGGUUGAACUACACCCAGGCUCGGUUGGCCUGUUUGCCAUGAAGAGUCUGGAUAUCAGUCAUAAUCAUCUAAAGCAAGUUCCUGUAAACUUUUUGCACAUAUUUAUGCAGUUCUUGGAGAAACUCGACAUAAGUUACAAUCGAAUCACAAAACUUGAUACCAGUGCCUUCGGUCCUCUUGAACAACUUCAACUGUUGAUGCUUCAGCACAACAACAUUCAACAGAUCCGUCCUGGAGCUUUCAACAACCUUCAAAAUGUGCAAUUGGUUGAUCUCAGUCACAAUCAUCUCCAAGCCUUACCCCAUAUGUGCUUCUCAGAUAUGCUAGCGCUGCGAAAAGUCGAUUUCUCUCACAACCAUCUUCGAGCCUUGCCACCAUCGGUCUUUACAGGAACAUCCGUCGAAUCUCUCAACUUUGCUUAUAAUGAAUUUGUUUCACUGCCAACAGCUGCGCUUUCCAUCGUCGAAUCAACUUUGCACUAUCUAGACAUCUCUCGAAACCAUCUCGAGCAUCUCGACUCGACGAUGUUCAACAGUUUCUCGAACCUAAUAGAGUUGAACAUUGCAAGCAACAAACUUACAAUCUUGCCCGAUAAUGUGUUCGUGAACCUCAGGAACCUCAUUAGCUUGGACAUCAGCGAAAAUACAGUGCGCGCAAACUUCAAAGAGCUUUUCCAUUACACUCAGAACGUCCAGAAGCUAAACUUAGCCAAGAUUGGCUUCACGUCGUCGCCCACAAUUCCAUUACCAAAUUUAGUUUAUCUGAACAUUUCCCACAACGGUAUCUCAGAUAUCGAGGUGCACUCGGUGGUCAGUUUGAGGCAGCUACGCACUCUCGACCUUUCCUACAAUCAGAUUACGCAUGUACGCUCCAGAAUUUGGCCUUAUCUCCCCUAUCUAAAGCGGCUCGACCUCUCAGGCAACCCUAUUCAGUCGCUCACAAAGGACAGUUUCGUAGGCGCUUCAAGAAUCGAAACUCUUAUCUUAAAAGACCUGAACGAAAUCAUGCGCUUCGAUUAUGACACACUUUCUCACAUGGGAUACCUCAAGGAACUCUUCAUGAACACCUUCCCCAAUAUUGAAAAGUAUCGCUUCCGUGUGGGCCAACUUUUGGCGACGGUUCACACGCUUCGCACCCUCCAUUUGGAAGUUCGAGAAGAUGCAUUAACGGACCAACUUUCCGGAGCGUUUGGACCGAAGUUGAAGGAACUUCACAUAUCUGGAGCAAACCUGAAGGCCGUCGACUCCAAAACUUUCAAAGGCUUCCAAAACAAGCAUGAACUGUUGCUGUCCAUAACGGACACGGGCAUCGAGACACUGCCCGACGGUCUACUGACGCACCUGUCGGACGUGGCGUAUCUCUCCCUGGACUUGCGACGCAACAAACUCAAGUUCCUCAACUCGCAGGUCCUCUACGGCAACAAGUCCGACUGGGAGAGCCGCGGCACCACCUUCGUCGCCGGUGGCCUAGCGUUGCAGGGCAAUGAGUGGACGUGUGACUGUUCCCUGGUGUGGCUGGGACGGUGGCUCAGACGAUGGCUGAGAGAGACCCUGCAGAUACAUACAGCCGUGCUCAAGAAGGCCCAGCAGGUUGACCAGUUGGCCCGUGAGGCAGUGUGCUACGAACCAUCGACAGGGCAACAUGUUGCUCUCUUGGACCUGAGAUCAGAAGACCUAAGUUGUCAUGCCUCGGCCUUAAGUGACACAGCCCAUACGUCUGGCACGGCAGCGAACGCUCCUAUAUUGCCUGCCCUAUUUUUCCUAGCAACGACUCAUGCAUUCCUGGCUCUAAAUGAACAAAUUUACAGAGUCCUGACCCAAUUUAAUAUGCCUAUUAUGCAUCUUAACAUUGCAAUCACGGUGAUAACAAUCGCUGUUAUUACGGCUGCUAAAACUACGGUUGUUACAAUAGCUGCUAAGGUACGUGGCACAGCUACUGUUCUGACUUCCAAGAUCAUCACAAACACACUGGCAAGAAGCAUAAGAAGCAUACGCAACGAAUUCUAUGAUGAUGACCCGGUAAAUGGGCUAAAAAGUCAUAGUUAUGAAGAGAAAAGUGAGUUAAAAUUGGAAACUGGCUGUUCGCAUCCUAAAGAAAACAAUGACUUAGAGCCACGUGAAGUAGUGAAAAUGGUUGUAGAUGAAAUUGAAAUGAAGCCCGUGACAACAAUAAUGUCCGAAGUAUCUGAAGAAACAAGAGAUAGUUGUCACUUCAACCUCAUUAUUAGGAAUCUUGACCUGGAAUACCUUGAUGGAAAUCACGAACUCCUCAAGCAGACUGAUCUAUGUGAUGAAGUUUUGUCAUCAGCUGAAAUGAUUAUCGUAAACGACGAAAUACUGUCUUCAAUAGCGGAGCGUCAACUUACCCAGCCAUGCCAAUUAUAUUCUAAUCAAAAUAUUUUGGCCACUUUUAUCAACACCAUUGAUGAUCAUAAACUUCAAGUUUCUGCAAUUGAUGUUGACGUUGAGGGAUUAUCUUCAACCUUGCUUGGAGAAGAAGUUCAAAGAACCUUAAGCUCUGUUCCCACGUCCAAAAUAAACAAAGACGAGGCACCGAACGGCAUUCACGAUCCAAUCAUUUCGAGUACAGCAGACAUCGAUAUUAUUCCUCAAUGUGAGCGCCUCACCAUCCCCAAAACUCCCCACCGACGUGAUACAAAUCAACCCGACUGUGUUCCUCAUGCAAAUGAACGCAGCCCCAACACACAAUUUUCCCCCUGGCCGUACAUGCAAUCUGUUACCUCAUCUGAAGAGACCCGCUCGAAUAUAAAUGUUUCAGUCGCCCCUCAAAAUCCCCUUCUGUUGCAGGAUGUCCACAGAUAAGACCAAUGCAGGUGCACGGAUUUUACUGAAUGUAAUUUCUGUUAAAUUCGUUUAUUCGCCUAAGAAAAUUAGUGUAAAUUGUCGAUCGAGUUCCGUGUUGAGACUCCCCAGGACCAUCACCGUUAUUGUUGCGCAUCACUUUGAUCGCUAAACGAAUUCGUGAGCGUCGUCACAUUUGUCUAUUCGUUUUAGAAUUUUUUGUUCGAAGAUUUGAAGUUUUUCUAGACAAUUUCCAUCCUUGAUAAUGCAUGGAAGCACAGAAAAUCACUCGAGCGUGUUUACGUGCGAUAAUAUGGAAAUAUGAUAUAUAAAGUGGAAAGUACUAUGAUGCAUGCACGUGACAAUACGUAAGCUCUACGUUGCACGCAAUGUACAGCACUUGAGUUUUCAUGCACUAGUGCCGGUGACGUAAGUUCUACGAUGCUCUUUAUUCUCAAUUAAAAGUAUUUCAUUAAUCGGAUCGUUGCCAGCAGUAAAUGAUUAGCUGAUGACUCAACACCAGUAAUUAUAAUUACCCACACAUCUUAUGAGCUUUGAAGUUGAUUUAUCUUGCGAAUUUUCUACACGUCGUAUCCAAAAGUUUCUUUUGAUGUGAUUAUAUUUUUUAUUUCUGUUCUAGAAAGCAGUCAAUAAGACACCAGCGCGUGAAUCCACCAAACUCAAUUUCUUCGUAACACUUUUUUUUAUCUAACGUGGGUUAUAUAAUGCCCAUAUAUAAGUCUUCAUCCUAAACUGUGAUUAACAGUUCAAUUGCUGCAUUCAUCGCCAAGAUUUUAUACUAUUACGUUAAAUUUAAUUCACUCUUGGCGUUAUCAAUUAUGCCUUGUAUUAUCUUCUAUUCAUUUAUUUGUUAUUUAAUUGUUCUACUUCCAGUCUCCGUGGUUGAGUUGCUAAAUGUAAUUGAGCUCUGAGCUGGCCUCGCAAACUGUCCACAACUUCACUGUAGUUAUCAAUGCAGCUAUUUUCACUUGCAUCAUCAGCUUUCUUUCGCACUAAUUACCCAUCAUUUCCAUUACCUGUUCACUGUCUCGAGUCGCUGUUCUGUCAUCGUCUCCUCAGUACCUCUCGUCUGACGAACCUAAGACGUAUGCCACGUCAUCUCCUCGUCCUGUACAUAAAGCCUUCGUCUAUGUAGCUCUUCAGAAGCUCGUAUUGUUAGAGCUCCACUGUAGAGAUUUGAGUCUCCAUAAAUAAAUAGAUAAUAUCAAUCCUCAACGCACUCGUAAGUAGAAGGGAUGCUUCCCACCAGGCAUCUGACGUAAAAACGUAAUAUAAACGCUCUUUCAACGUCAUUUGCCUGAACGGUUGUAUGGCCGACCAUUGGUAGUUGUUUUGGCCGCAGAUAAGCCGACUAUAAUUCAGGACCACCAUCCCGCACAGCAGUAUAGUGCACGAAUGACAUUAAUAUUUUGCACCGUAGUUAGCGUCUUUCUUUAGUCCCCAGUUUAUAUUAAAGAACAAAACAACAAUACAUGCGCAAAUAAAAAUAUUUUACAUGACCACCGUAAUACCUAAGAAACUUUAUAAUCUUGUGUAAGACUCUGUGCAACGUUCUCGUUAAGUUUUAUUCAACUUAUUGAGUCAUUUCAAAUGAAAUUUUUUUCU
Messenger RNA from Hyalella azteca, 7308 nucleotides. RefSeq names its product chaoptin. The transcript is spliced from 8 exons. Gene Ontology annotation, molecular function: protein binding. The coding region runs from base 1 to 5703 and encodes 1900 amino acids. The record is from RefSeq and is a predicted model, not a curated record. Lineage: Eukaryota; Metazoa; Arthropoda; Malacostraca; Amphipoda; Hyalellidae.